CCAUCCCAACACUAAGUAAAAAUAUUUAGCUUCUAUAAUAUAAGUUUUCUUGUUCGUCGUUUAUCGGCAAACUAAGUCGUUUUCUCAAAAGAAAUUAAUUAAUGGCUGGAAAUACCAUUGUGGUUUUUGACUUUGACAAGACCAUAAUCGAAUGUGACAGUGAUAAUUGGGUGGUCGAUGAAUUGGGUGCCACUGAUCUAUUCAAUCAGCUUCUCCCUACAAUGGCAUGGAACUCUCUCAUGGAUAGGAUGAUGAAGGAGCUUCAUGAUCAAGGAAAAACCAUUGAUGAGAUUGCUGAAGUUCUUAAUCGGAUCCCGAUACAUCCCAGAGUUGUCCCUGCCAUUAAGGCCGCUUAUGCUCUUGGAUGUGAAUUGAGGAUUGUUAGUGAUGCGAAUCUGUUCUUUAUUGAAACAAUGUUGAAGCACCUUGGGUUGAGGGAGUACUUUUCAGAGAUUAACACCAAUCUCAGCUUUGUUGAUGAACAAGGAAGACUUAGGAUUCAACCUUUUCAUGAUUUCAAAAACUCCUCACAUGGAUGCACUACUGGCACUUGCCCUCCUAACAUGUGCAAGGGUUUGAUUAUAGAAAGAAUACAAGCUACUGAGGGAAACAAAAGAAUAAUUUAUUUGGGUGAUGGAGCUGGUGACUAUUGCCCAAGCUUGAAGCUGAAAGAGAGUGAUUUUAUGAUGCCAAGGAAGAAUUUCCCAGUUUGGGACUUGAUUUCCAAUAACCCACUUCUCAUCAAGGCCAAAAUCCAUGAAUGGAGUGAUGGUGAGGAGUUUGAGAAGGUUCUGCUCAGCCUUAUUGACACUAUUUCCACUGAUGAGAAAUCUGCAUUUACUCCAACUUACUUCAAAAUGCCAAGUAAUAUUGAUGUUUCGGCCAUACCCAAAGUCCUCCAAGUUCAGCAAUAGAUCAAUACCAUGUGUAUCAGUGUUAGGUUUAUAACAUAUCUGAGCUGAUUCAAAAGCCUUGAUUUAUUUUAUUAUAUUAUAUCUCUCUUAUACUUUGGGAUUCAGCUAAAUAUAAAAACUCUUACAGCUUUGUGUGAUG
This is a messenger RNA of Cannabis sativa, 1053 nucleotides long. Its product is annotated as inorganic pyrophosphatase 1. Gene Ontology annotation, molecular function: phosphatase activity. Bases 102 to 914 code for a protein of 270 amino acids. The record is from RefSeq and is a predicted model, not a curated record. The transcript has 4 exons. Lineage: Eukaryota; Viridiplantae; Streptophyta; Magnoliopsida; Rosales; Cannabaceae.